Molecule: messenger RNA, 603 nt
Organism: Uncinocarpus reesii 1704
Lineage: Eukaryota; Fungi; Ascomycota; Eurotiomycetes; Onygenales; Onygenaceae
Exons: 2
Coding region: 1-603 (200 amino acids)
Source: RefSeq, a predicted model, not a curated record
AUGCUUCCUCCCUCAGACUCAAUUGGUCAUCAGAACCUCAAACUGGCGGAAUUCCUGGCAGGCCUCCAAAACCAGGCCUCGCUACCUGCUCCACCUCCUCCCUAUGCAGCAGUUCAGACACACGAUGACUCGGCCGAUUUUGACGAAGAGGAGGACGAUGGAAUCCCACUACCUCCACUUGUGCUGAAGAUCGACACCUCAAUCACCAUCGAUGGUCAAGCAAACACUGUUGCCAUUCCGGCUUCUGGUGCGAGCUCCGAAGAGGGACAGGCUAUCCCAUCCGAGCCCCAAUAUAUGCAGCAACUGCAGCAGCAGCGCCAGGCAAAAUCCGUCCAAAUCGCCUCGUCCGUCAUGGCGGCCUUGAAAGCCUGUGGUAUCUUGGACGAUCGGGAGACGGGGAGAUCCCGCCCCGUCGAGAUCAAUAUCGACGCCGGCAUACAUAUCAAAGGUGCUAAGAACGUGGUAUGCUCGGGAUUGAAGCGACGACCGGAGGCAGCGUCAUUCCAAGCACCAGCGCUUGGUAGGCCUCAGGGAUCAGAGCGAAAACGACGGGCGCAGUCGGAGCCCUCUGAACCACCCAGCCGCAAAAGGCUCAGCGCCUAG